Molecule: messenger RNA, 1181 nt
Organism: Sardina pilchardus (European sardine)
Lineage: Eukaryota; Metazoa; Chordata; Actinopteri; Clupeiformes; Clupeidae
Gene: mtnr1aa
Product: melatonin receptor 1A a
Exons: 2
Coding region: 1-1053 (350 amino acids)
Biological process (GO): G protein-coupled receptor signaling pathway
Cellular component (GO): plasma membrane
Molecular function (GO): melatonin receptor activity
Source: RefSeq, a predicted model, not a curated record
AUGAUUAUAAAUGGAAGCUAUUUGAACAGUUCUUCGCAGGACCUUAACGAGCAAACUCUGAAUAGACCUCCGUGGGUCACUACAACUUUGGGCUGCUUCUUGAUAUUCACGAUAGUGGUUGAUAUCCUGGGGAACCUUUUGGUGAUUUUCUCGGUCUACAGAAACAAGAAGCUGAGGAACGCAGGUAACAUCUUUGUGGUGAGCCUGGCCGUGGCGGACCUGGUGGUGGCCAUCUACCCCUACCCUCUGGUGCUGACCUCCAUCUUCCACAACGGAUGGAACCUGGGCUACAUGCACUGCCAGAUCAGCGGCUUCCUGAUGGGCGUCAGCGUGAUCGGCUCCAUCUUCAACAUCACGGGCAUCGCCAUCAACCGCUACUGCUACAUCUGCCACAGCCUCAAGUACGACAAGCUGUACAGCGACAAGAACUCCGUGUGCUACGUGCUGCUCAUCUGGGCGCUGACGGUGGUGGCCAUCGUGCCCAACCUGUUCGUGGGCUCGCUGCAGUACGACCCGCGCGUCUACUCCUGCACCUUCGAGCAGUCGGCCAGCUCGGCGUACACCAUCGCCGUGGUCUUCUUCCACUUCAUCCUGCCCAUCAUGAUCGUCACCUACUGCUACCUGCGCAUCUGGAUCCUGGUCAUCCAGGUGCGGCGGCGCGUCAAGCCCGACAACCGGCCCAAGCUGACGCCGCACGACGUGCGGAACUUCAUCACCAUGUUCGUGGUGUUCGUACUGUUCGCCGUCUGCUGGGCGCCGCUCAACUUCAUCGGCCUGGCGGUGGCCAUCGACCCGGUCACUGUGGUGCCGCUCAUUCCCGAGUGGCUCUUCGUCGCCAGCUACUUCAUGGCCUACUUCAACAGCUGCCUUAACGCCAUCGUCUACGGCGUGCUCAACCAGAAUUUCCGGCGCGAGUACAAGCGCAUCGUGGUGUCGGUGUGCACGGCGCGCAUCUUCUUCCAGGACAGCUCCAACGACGCGGCCGAGAGACUCAAGAGCAAACCCUCGCCCCUCAUGACCAACAACAACCAGGUCAAAGUGGACUCGGUCUGAGGGGCGGACCAGAGAGGGGACUCAACGGGGAGAACUAAACGGACCACGGGGCUGGGGAGAGUUAAGAGAAAAUAACAAGUGCAGUACGGACAAAAGAUGGUUCAUCAAGAUACAAGAAAACAAAAAUA